UUGUUCUUGCUUCAGUGAUAGACUUGCUUACGAAAUGUAAUUCAGUCGAUUUAGCAGAAUCUAAAUUACAGUAUCUGUCGUCAUGAACGUGGUACAGCACAAACAUUUAAUUAAAGAAAAUUGCCCUUUCAAAAAACAACUCGCUGGGCGCCACAUUUACAAUGGAGUCACGCUGUGAUUUGAAUGUGUGCUGUGGCCUACCUUCAACUGUCAUUUCUAUAAAGCAAUUUUAAAACAAUCUGAAUAGAUAAUAGCUCCAUUUUAAAGAGCCACACUAAAUGACAAUCUCGCCUGAAACUCUAAAAACAAUUGAAUAGAAGGAAGUGCUCGUCAUUGACUUUUCCCCUGAAGGCGCAUUUCCUCUCUUUUUUCCUUAACUUGCUCAUCUGAAUGUAGUGGCAACAUGAAACUGCGUUGCGUGUAAAAAUGGAUGCGUUAUUCUUGGUUGGGAUAUUGACGUUUCUGCCUUUACCUUCUUCGGAGGGUUUCCUUAUUGCUCACGUCCACAAAGGGCUGUGUCUGUUAAACAAUAUUGUGCUGGUGAAGUUGGGGACGUGCAAUGCGACCAGUCCCAGUCAACAGUGGAAGUGGACACAGGAAGACAAGCUUCUCCACGUCCACUCGUCCAGGUGCUUGUGGGCAGACAUCUCCAGCUCCCUGCCCAGCCACGCUCGCUUGGCCUCCCUUGGUAACUGUUCUGCCGCACCGAGCUGGAGCUCCUGCGAGGCGGCGGGUCUUCUCGGGGUAGCAGACAGCCCUCUCUACCUGAAGAAACAGGGACCGCGUGUCGUCGUGAAGACCGGAAAGAGGUAUUCAAACUGGACCAAGUACGAGGUCGACCCCGGGGGAAAGGUGGUCACGGGCAGUCUGUGUGCAAAGAAAGGUCCUGUCAAACUAGAAAGUAUCACAGCAUUUCUCCCAACAACUACAGCUAAAAGUUAUAUAAGAACUCUAGCAGCCACAAGCACUAUUGCAGCUACAAGCACCAUUGCAGCUGCAGCUACAACCACGAAAGUCCCAGUCACAAGUACUAUUACAACCAAAAGAACAAGAGCAGCCACAAGUACAAGUGCAGCUGCAAGCACUAUUGCAGCCACAAGCACUGUUGCAACCACAAGCACUGUUGCAGCUGCAGCUACAACCACGAAAGUCCCAGUCACAAGUGCAACUGCAAAUACUACUGCAGCCACAAGAACAAUUGCAGUCACAACCACAAGCACUAGUGCAGCCACAAGCACAAAAGCAGACACUAAUACUAGUGCAGCUACAAGUUCAAGUUCAGCUUCAAAUACUAUUGCAGCCACAAGCUCUGAUAGAGCGGCAAGCACUGACACAGCUGCAAGUACUAACACAGCUGCAAGCACCAACACAGCUGCAAGCACCGACACAGCUGCAAGCACUGACACAGCUGCAAGCACUGACACAGCUACAAGCACCGACACAGCUACAAGCACUGACACAGCUACAAGCACUAUUAUAGCUGCAAGCACUGCCACAGCUACAAGCACUGACACAGCUGCAAGCACUAUUAUAGCUGCAAGCACUGACAUAGCUGCAAGCACCAACACAGCUGCAAGCACUGACACAGCUGCAAGCACCGACACAGCUACAAGCACCAACACAGCUACAAGCACCGACACAGCUACAAGCACUGACACAGCUACAAGCACUAUUAUAGCUGCAAGCACUGCCACAGCUACAAGCACUGACACAGCUGCAAGCACUGACACAGCUGCAAGCACUAUUAUAGCUGCAAGCACUGACACAGCUGCAAGCACCAACACAGCUGCAAGCACUGACACAGCUGCAAGCACCGACACAGCUACAAGCACCAACACAGCUACAAGCACUGACACAGCUACAAGCACUAUUAUAGCUGAAAGCACUGACACAGCUGCAAGCACUGUCACAGCUACAAGCACUGACACAGCUGCAAGCACUGACACAGCUACAAGUACCGACACAGCUACAAGCACUGACACAGCUACAAGCACCAACACAGCUACAAGCACUGACACAGCUGCAAGCACCAACACAGCUACAAGCACUGACACAGCUGCAAGCACUAGUAUAGCUGCAAGCACCAACACAGCUGCAAGCACCGUCACAGCUGCAAGCAUUAUUAUAGCUGCAAACACUGUCACAGCUGCAAGCACGGACACAGUUGCAAGCACCGUCACAGCUGCAAGCACUGACACAGCUGCAAGCACUGACACAGCUGCAAGCACUAUUAUAUCUGCAAGCACUGACACAGCUGCAAGCACUGACACAGGUACAAGCACGGACACAGUUGCAAGCACUGACACAGCUGCAAUCACUGACACAGGUACAAGCACUGACACAGUUGCAAGCACUAAUAUAGCUGCAAGCACUGACACAGCUGCAAGCACUGUUAUAGCUGCAAGCACUGACACAGCUUCAAGCACUAUUAUAUCUGCAAGCACUGACACAACUGCAAGCACCGUCAGAGGUGCAAGCACUGUCACAGGUGCAAGCACUAUCAUAGCUGCAAGCACUGACACAGCUACAAGCACCGUCACAGCUGCAAGCACUAUUAUAGCUGCAAGCACCGUCACAGCUGCAAGCACAAACACAUCUGCAAGCACUGACACAGCUGCAAGCACUGACACAGCUACAAGCACUAUUAUAGCUGAAAGCACUGUCACAGGUGCAAGCACAAACACAGCUGCAAGCACUGACACAGCUGCAAGCACUGACACAGUUGCAAGCACUAUUAUAGCUGCAAGCACUGACACAGCUGCAAGCACUGUUAUAGCUGCAAGCACUGACACAGCUUCAAGCACUAUUAUAUCUGCAAGCACUGACACAACUGCAAGCACCGUCAGAGGUGCAAGCACUGUCACAGGUGCAAGCACUAUCAUAGCUGCAAGCACUGACACAGCUACAAGCACCGUCACAGCUGCAAGCACUAUUAUAGCUGAAAGCACUGUCACAGGUGCAAGCACAAACACAUCUGCAAGCACCGACACAGCUGCAAGCACUGACACAGCUACAAGCACCGUCACAGCUGCAAGCACUAUUAUAGCUGGAAGCACUGUCACAGCUGCAAGCACUGACACAGCUGCAAGCACUAUUAUAGCUGGAAGCACUGUCACAGCUGCAAGCACUGUCACAAGUCCAAGCACUGUCACAGCUGUGGCAAUGAGCACUAGUACAAUUACAAACUCCAGUACAACUACAAGCACAAGUAAAAUUAUGAAGAUCCUGAAAUCCCUUUUUGCUUCUAACACUGAAACAGUCGCUCCCAGCACCCCUGAAAACCCCACAGUAUUCAGCACUAAAACAGAUCCUCUCCAUGGGCUGACUUCGACCCAAACUACAGGAGCACCUUUGUCAACUACAGACUACACCUCAGACACCACCUACACAACUGAACAGUAUACCACUGCUGAUCCUGUGAAAUGCACCGUUAAUCUGACUGAGACUAGAAUCGCCACGGAUUCCGUCUUCUUCCAGUGGACGAGUGCUGGAAGAUCAUGCAAUUUCAGUGUCAUACACACCUGUAACAAUUCCAGAACUGCAAACUGUGCUCGACCCAUAGGAUACAAUGAUUCGUAUGAAUGCGAGGUUAGAAAUCUGGAACCUGGAACCGCAUAUGACCUGGGGAUAUUGUCUUCGACGGAUGGAGAGCUGACAAACAUCUCAGUUCAGACAGAUCCCAAGGAGCCAGAAAACUUUAACAUCAAUCAGGUGACGCUCAGCAGUACUAGCCUGCAGGUGCAGUGGACAGCGUCUCCCGGCCAUGUGGGCUGGUAUAAUGUCAGUCUGCUGGGCACAGACACAGGCCAGGAGCAGAGUGUACAGGUCCCUGGGAGCGGCUCCUCAGAGACCACGUUCACCAGCCUGGUGCCUGGCAGCCGCUACACUGCGAGCAUAACUGCUGUGGCUGGACACAAGACCUCUGCUGCUCUCCGCACUGCCGGAGCUACAGUUCCCUGUGCUGUGCAGAAUCUCCAGCUCUCCAGAGUCCCAGGCGGCCUGUCUGCUUCUUGGCAGCAUGGUUUAGGGAAGGUGGACAGAUACAGAGUGCUGCUGAAGGAUGACAAGAGUGUGGUUCUGAACCUGACUCUGGAGAGAAGUGUCACCACCUAUACCUUCCCAAGACUGACCCCGGGACACCUCUAUAAUCUCACUGUAAUCACAGAGGCCUCGGGACUGCACAAUGAAUCCUUCAAACUGGCCAGGACAGCACCAGCUAAAGUGUCAGAUCUGAAAGUCUCAAACAAUGGCAGCCUGGAUACCUUAACUGCUACCUGGAGCAGAGCAGCAGGAGAUGUGGAGUCCUACACCGUGACGCUGUCAGACAACAGUGCAGCCCCUCAAGGGAGGAGUCUGCCUCCAGGCACCUCCCAAGCUGUGUUCAGUGGCUUAGUAUCUGGGCGCCUUUAUCAAGUCACUGUUAGCACCAGAAGCGGUGAAUUACAGAGUGAGGCAGUGGCCACAAGCAGAACUGUCCCUCAGAAAGUUUCCCAAUUGGAGCUGCGGGCUCUUCAGGGGUGGCAGAACGCUAUGAGAGUGACGUGGGCUCCCCCUGCUGGUGAAUGGGAGCGCUACCGUAUUCUGUUGCUCAACAACUCCGUUGCCAUAGUGAACAGCUCAGUGGACAAGAACACAAGACAGUACGAGAUGAGAAACUUGGGCCUCAUCCCGGGGCGGCUCUACCAGGCAGCGGUUAUUGUGGAGAGCGGAGACCUGAAGAGCAUUGCUAAGUGUGAAGGCAGAACAGCUCCCCACCCUGUCCUGCAGCUCAUUGUCAAGCAUGCUGACGAGACGUCUCUGAGCGUGACGUGGGCCACCCCCAGAGCAGAGUGGGACGGGUACCUGGUCACCCUGAAGCACAGGGACAGCACAGUGAUAGAAACAAAUCUACAGAAACACGUGAAGGAAUACACCUUCAGUGAUCUGGUACCAGGAAGGAAAUACACAGUCCUUGUUACAACCAACAGCGGGGAACUGAGCAACUGGACAUCAGUGGAGGGGAGAACAGUUCCAUCUCAAGUCACCAACCUGACCAUCAGCAACCAGGGCAUGACGGACAGCCUGCACGUCACAUGGGCGCGGGCGCGGGGCGACGUCGAGUCCUACCGGGUCCUUCUCAUCCACGAGAGCAUCGUCAUCAAGAACGAGAGUGUGUCGGCAGACACCGCCAGCUACCACUUCCACUCCCUCAAACCAGGCAGCCUCUACAGCGUGGUCGUCACUACUGUCAGCGGAGUCAUCCCCUCUCGGCAGACUGUGGCAGAGGGGAGGACAGUUCCCUCUGCAGUGGGUGAAGUCACAGUGAGUAACAAUGGGAGGACUGAUUUCCUCAGUGUCUCGUGGCAGCCAGCCUCUGGGGAUGUGGACAGUUACCUGGUGACCCUGAGCCACCGUGAGAGAGCAGUGCACGCCGUCACGGUGUCUAAAACCAACAGCAAGUGUGACUUCAGCUCCCUGAUCCCAGGGCACCUCUACAACAUCUCCAUCACCACACGCAGCGGGAUCUAUGAGAACCACACCUUCGUGCAGGAGCGCACUCGGCCUUCCAAGGUACAGUAUUUGAGAGCCAGCAACUCUGCGAGAAGCGACUACCUCAUAGUGUCCUGGCACAACGCUACAGGAGACUUCGACAAUUACCAAGUGAUCAUUAAGAGCAGCAAUGACUUCAUUCAGACCACCACCAUCCCCAAGUCUCAGAACGAGUGUGUGUUCCAUUCCCUGGUCCCUGGGAGACUGUACAUCAUCACUGUCAGCAAGAGAAGCGGGAAGUACGAGGCGAGCGAAACAACCAACGCACGAACGUUCCCAGCCGCAGUGAGGAUGCUGACUCUGGCAGACAGGCACACUGAGGAUCUGCGGGUCACCUGGUCCCCUGCUCCCGGAGACGUGGAUCGAUACGAGAUCCAGCUCCUCUUCAACGACAUGACGGUGUUCCCUUCGAUAACGUUGAGCAACACCGCCAGGGAGUACCAGUUCACCUCGCUCGUGCCGGGGCGGCUCUACAAGAUCGUGGUGCUGUCCUUCAGCGGGGAUCAGCAGCGCUCAGAGUUUGUUGAAGGUCGCACAGUCCCCAGCGUGGUGAAGAACAUCCUGGUCUCCAACAAUGGGGAGAUGAACAGUCUAAAGAUCAACUGGACGCCCGGGGCAGGGGAUGUAGACAGCUACACCGUGACCCUCUUCCAGCAGAGCCGGCUGAUCUCCUCACACACUGUCCCCAAGCUGGUGCUUGAGCACAGCUUCCACCAGCUGCAGGCAGGCGAGCUAUACAACAUCAUGGUCCAAUCCAACAGCGGCCAUCUGCACAACAACAACACGGCCCCCGGAAGGACUGUUCCAGCCUCUGUGACGGGCCUGGUCGCCGAUAACAAGCACACCAGUUGCAGCCUGGUUGUAAGCUGGCAGGCUGCUGCAGGGGUGGCGGAGGGAUACAAACUGGAGCUGCUCAACGAAGACAAAAGCCUCAUCUCCAACAGUUCCGUGCCUGCCUCUGCCCGGCAGCACAGGUUCAAUGAGCUGACCCCUGGCAAGAAGUACCAGGUCCGAGUGAUCACUGUCAGUGGCAUGCUGUACAGCAAGGGGGCGCUCACCGAAGGAAGAACAGUUCCAGCAGCAGUCAGUGGGUUAAUGAUCUCCGGGAAUAGCACAGAGAGCUUGUCUUUCGGCUGGGAGACCUCCGAGGGACAGUUCGAUGCCUACGAAAUAUUCCUGUACAACCCCGACGACAGCCUUCACGACCGCAAAUCUGGGACAGCCAGUCUGAGGCAGUGCUUGUUCCGUGGUCUGCUGCCAGGGAGGAUGUACAAGAUGGCGAUCGUGACGCGCAGUGGGGAUCUGACCAACGAGACCUCCAUUCAUGGAAGGACAGUCCCUGCCCCAGUGACCGCACUGCACUCUCUGAACAAAAACCAGAGCGACAGCCUGUGGUUCACCUGGAACCAGGCUGCAGGAGACCUCUCUGGAUACGAGAUAUCCCUGCACAACCCUAACAGAACACUGCAGGAGAAGCGCCAUGGCGACAAAGCCCUGCGAGAGUGCCUGUUCCAGCACCUGAUCCCGGGGAGGCUGUACACAUUGGUCAUAGCCACCAAGAGCGGCUAUCUCACCAACAAAGCCACCGUAGAGGCAAGGACAGCCCCACGGCCGCCCAAGUCCGUGUCGUUUGCAGACGUCACAAACACGUCGCUGGAGAUCUCGUGGACAGCCCCAGAAGACACCGAUUACGAAGACUUUGAGCUGCAGUGGUCUCCCCAGGAUCCCCUCUCCGUGAUCAAUCCUUACCAGAACGGCAGUUCUGGGAGCCGCAUCCUCCGAGGGCUCUACCCGGGGCGGCCCUACAACAUCAGCGUGCGCACAGUCAGCGGGACCCCCCAGACAAACAGGGCCUACAGCCAGCCCAUCUACGAAGCCAUACGAACAAAACCCGAGCGCAUUCAGCACAUCCACUGCCGGCCCCAGAACUCCACGGCCAUCUCCUGCUCCUGGAGCCCCCCUCAGUCAGACUACGACGGCUACAGCAUCGAGUGCUACCACCAGGGCUCCCGCGAGCUGGUGUACUCCCGACGUACCGGCAAGGACAGCUCGCCCUACAACAUCGCCGGGCUGGAGCCGCACAAGCGCUACAUCGUCUCCGUCAAGGUGCUGUCCGACAAGAUGGUCAGCAGAGCGGUGGAAGACAGCGUAAUAACCAUGAUUGACCGUCCUCCCCUCCCACUGGACAGCAUACGAGUGAAUGAAAAGGCGGUGAAGAUCACCAAGUCCACGAUCUUCUUCAAGUUUAACUGCAGCUGGUUCAGCGACGUCAACGGGGCGGUGAAGUACUUCACUGUGAUAGUGAGCGAGGCAGACGGCAUUGAACAUGUACAGCUGGGUCAACACCACCCCUUGCCCUCGUACACAGACUACAAGCUCAACGCUUCCAUUAAAGCCUACCAGACCAAUUACUUUGCCAGCCGCUGCACUGAAAACCCUGACAACAGCAUCCAGAGCUUCGAGAUAGAUGUGGGGACAGGGCUUGAGAGCCUCGGAGGGAAGUGCGAGCCACAGCAGCAGAGGUUCUGCGACGGGCCUCUCAAGCCCAGGACUGCCUACAGGAUCAGCAUUCGAGCAUUCACACAACUUCUUGAUGGGGAACAAAAGGAAUUUGCCCAGCCCCUUUUUACAGACACCCAUUUCUCUGAACCCAUAACCACUGAGUCAGAGCCACUAAUAGGCGUUGUAGAGGGGAUCAGCGCUGGCUUGUUCCUGAUUGUGAUGAUGAUUGGUGUGUCUGUUCUACUGAUUUGCCGUCAAAAAGCAAGGAAAAUAAAUAUGCAAGAAAGGCCGAGAAUGAGUGCCCGAAGAGAGAGACCAGCGUCAGUCAGUAUGCACGUGGGAGUGAAAGGUAAUCGACGCAUCUCAAGCCCCAUCACAAUCUCCCAGUUUGAAAGCCAUUUCACCAAACUGCAGGCUGAUUCCAACUACCUUCUCUCAGAGGAGUACGAGGAGCUAAAAGAUGUUGGUCGAAACCAAUCCCUUGACACAGCACUUUUACCUGAGAACAGAGGGAAAAAUCGUUACAACAAUAUACUGCCCUACGACACAACCCGGGUGAAACUUUCCUACGUGGACGACGAUCCCUGCUCUGACUACAUCAACGCCAGUUACAUUCCUGGCUGCAACUCCCGAAGAGAAUACAUCGCCACACAGGGGCCUCUGCCCGGCACAAAAGAUGACUUCUGGAAAAUGGUGUGGGAACAAAACGUCCACAAUAUCGUCAUGGUGACCCAGUGUUUAGAGAAGGGAAGGGUGAAGUGUGAUCACUACUGGCCUUUCGAUCAGGAUCCCUUGUAUUACGGAGAUCUCAUCGUCCAGAUGUUGUCGGAGUCUGUCUUACCCGAGUGGACCAUCCGCGAGUUCAAGAUCUGCAGUGAGGACCAGGUGAACGUCAGCAGGGUGGUUCGUCAUUUCCACUACACUGUGUGGCCGGAUCACGGUGUCCCUGAAACUACACAGUCUCUGAUCCAGUUUGUCCGGACCGUGAGGGAUUACAUCAACCGCAGCCCGGGCUCCGGAGCUACUGUGGUGCACUGCAGUGCCGGUGUGGGAAGGACAGGCACGUUCGUCUCCUUGGACAGGGUCCUGCAGCAGCUCGACUCCAAGGACACCGUGGAUAUUUAUGGUUCUGUCUUUGAACUGAGACUUCACAGAGCUCACAUGGUGCAGACGGAGUGCCAGUAUGCGUAUUUACACCAGUGCGUCAGAGAUGUCUUGAGAGCAAGGAAACUACGGAACGACCAGGAAAACCCGCUGUAUCCCAUCUAUGAAAAUGUCAGUCCUGAGUAUCACAGAGACAUGGUGUAUGCAAGACGUUAAGGAAUGGACAGUCAGCCUCCCUUUUGAAUGAAAGAAAGAAAAAACCCUUUUUGGUGUGUUUUUCCCACUCCACGCACUUCAGAGUUACAAGGCAAUUGUUUUUUCGGGGGGGGGGGGGGGUUGUGUAUAGAUUAUUAUUUGCCUGGUGGUCUUUAUAAAAUAGUUCAGGUUAUUUAAGUUUAAUAGAGAUUGUUGUAUAUACUUGCAUAAAUGGAAUAUAGAUUUAUGUAAAUAUGUAUUUUUUCAUAUUGUUAAUAGCCUUUGGAUAUUCCUUUCAUACUGAAGUUGUGUUUACUGUACCAAAUAAGCUAUUAUAAUAUUUUGUACAUAAUUGUUAGAGGGGGGGCCUCUCCUGUCGUCACAGCAGGUUCUGAUAGUGGAAGUGAUGAACCAACCAUCAUGAGUUUGAUGUUUGUCUGUUAAAACAUCUAAAAGGUCGAGGACGGUUAUAUUUUUGGUAUUUCAAUAUAUUUAGAUCUGCCACUGCAGGUUCAUUAAAAAACCCUAGCGUUUAAAAUGUAGAAUUGCACCAACUCAUUUAGCAUUUAGAAUUGCAACAGCUCAUUCAGCAUUUAGAAUUGCAACAACUCUGUGUUGUCUGUGUUCUUGCACUUUGACUUUAGUAGCAGCCCUUUUCACUGCAGAAGAAUGCACCCAUGGGAGGUUUUCAGCCCCACAGCUUCACACAGAAAAGCCUCUUAUUUUGCUCGAUUGGCUGAAUAAUCACGUUCGAUUUCCCUAUUUCAGAUUUCAUGGCAGACAGCCGAUGGAUUUAGCUAUUAAAUUACCCACGCGUUUCAAAUGUGUGAAGAAAGCACUUUGUAUUACCCCUGUUGAAAUCAUAUUAUUGAAAAUAAUGCGGCUAAGCCAUUUACUGUUACUCUUAUUACUGUUACCCUUCUCCAAAAUGCAUUUCAGAUGAAUUCACUGCGUAUAUAAUCCCCCAGUGCUGAACCUGCAGGCAGAACAAGAUUUAUAUAUGACCUCACCUCAGAGGAGAGACUGGGAUUACUCCCUGCUAGAUUAUCUAGGAAAUAGAUCAUGGAACAGUACUUUUCCGUUAUUUUCUUGGGGGGGGGGUGUUCAUUUUGAAAUGGAAUUAGGCUGGACAAUGUAAAGCUGUGCAGUAAAUUCCUGAAACUUUUUACUUCUUUUUUUUUUUCAUUAAGUGUGUCAUCCACAGAUCUUCGGCAGGAUUGUAAUGCUUUCUUUAAUCUCAGUGAGAUUCAGGAUAUCACACGAGCAAAGCAUGAAGGUUAAACCCAUGUAGAAGAGCAAUUUAAGGGCCUGCAUUCAAGUAAAAAAUCUCAGGUGCUAGAAAUGAUUGCUUCCCUUUUUU
Messenger RNA from Polyodon spathula (Mississippi paddlefish), 10690 nucleotides. Its product is annotated as receptor-type tyrosine-protein phosphatase beta-like. The transcript is spliced from 34 exons. Gene Ontology annotation, molecular function: cadherin binding; protein tyrosine phosphatase activity. Bases 427 to 9351 code for a protein of 2974 amino acids. Lineage: Eukaryota; Metazoa; Chordata; Actinopteri; Acipenseriformes; Polyodontidae. The record is from RefSeq and is a predicted model, not a curated record. Gene Ontology annotation, biological process: angiogenesis; protein dephosphorylation.